GGAUUAGCGCCCGCAGGAGCCUCCAGCGCGCGUCGAGGCGCUAAAGGGCUUACCCGGGAGGGGGGUGGAAGGGCGGAGAGAGGCUCCCCCUUAAAUACCGCUCCCCCGCACACACGCGCUCACCCCAGCGCCGGCUCGCUCCCUCGCUAGCUGCUGCCGGACUGUGCUGAAGAGGAGGGGGCGUUCCCCAGACCAUGGCAUCCACUGAAGGUGCCAACAAUAUGCCCAAGCAGGUGGAAGUACGGAUGCUUGACAGCCAACUCAGCUCAGAGGAGCCGAAGCACCGAUCUCUGUGCCUGCGCUUGUGUGACAAGCUGGGGAAGAAUCUCCUGCUCACACUGACGGUGUUCGGUGUCAUCCUGGGGGCAGUGUGUGGAGGGCUGCUUCGCCUGGUGUCUCCCAUCCACCCCGAUGUGGUCAUGUUGAUAGCCUUCCCAGGGGAUAUCCUCAUGAGGAUGCUAAAGAUGCUCAUUCUCCCUCUCAUCAUCUCCAGCUUAAUCACAGGGUUGUCGGGCCUGGAUGCUAAAGCUAGCGGGCGCUUAGGCACGAGGGCCAUGGUGUACUACAUGUCCACAACCAUCAUCGCCGCCGUGCUGGGGGUCAUCCUGGUCUUGGCCAUCCACCCUGGCAAUCCCAAACUCAAGAAGCAGCUGGGGCCGGGGAAGAAGAACGAUGAGGUGUCCAGCCUGGACGCCUUCCUGGAUCUUAUUCGAAAUCUCUUCCCAGAAAACCUGGUCCAAGCCUGUUUCCAACAGAUUCAAACAGUGACAAAGAAAGUCCUGGUGGCACCUGAGUCAGAGGAGACCAAUGCAACCAACGCUGUUGUCUCCCUGAUGAACGAGACUGUAAUGGAGGCUCCCGAGGAAACUCAGAUGGUUAUCAAAAAGGGCCUGGAGUUCAAGGAUGGGAUGAAUGUCUUAGGUCUGAUAGGAUUUUUCAUUGCCUUCGGCAUCGCCAUGGGGAAGAUGGGUGAGCAAGCCAAGCUGAUGGUGGAGUUCUUCAACAUUUUGAAUGAGAUUGUAAUGAAGUUAGUGAUCAUGAUCAUGUGGUACUCUCCCCUGGGUAUCGCCUGCCUAAUCUGUGGGAAGAUCAUUGCCAUCAAGGACUUAGAAGUGGUUGCUAGGCAACUGGGGAUGUACAUGGUCACCGUGAUCGUGGGCCUCAUCAUCCACGGGGGCAUCUUUCUCCCUUUGAUUUACUUUCUGGUGACCAGGAAAAACCCGUUCUCCUUUUUUGCUGGCAUUUUUCAAGCUUGGAUCACUGCCCUGGGCACUGCUUCCAGUGCUGGAACUUUGCCUGUUACCUUCCGUUGCCUAGAAGAAAAUCUAGGGAUCGAUAAGCGCGUGACCAGAUUUGUCCUCCCAGUUGGAGCAACCAUUAACAUGGAUGGUACAGCCCUUUAUGAAGCGGUGGCCGCCAUCUUUAUUGCCCAAAUGAAUGGUGUCAUUCUGGAUGGAGGCCAGAUUGUGACUGUGAGCCUCACGGCCACGUUGGCAAGUGUUGGUGCAGCCAGUAUUCCCAGCGCCGGGCUGGUCACCAUGCUCCUCAUUCUGACAGCUGUGGGCCUGCCGACAGAAGACAUCAGCCUGCUGGUGGCUGUGGACUGGCUGCUGGACAGAAUGAGAACUUCAGUCAAUGUCGUGGGUGACUCUUUUGGGGCAGGGAUUGUCUAUCACCUCUCCAAGUCUGAGCUGGAUACAAUUGACUCCCAACACCGAGUGCAUGAAGACAUUGAAAUGACCAAGACUCAGUCCAUUUACGAUGACAUGAAGAACCACAGGGAAAGCAACUCUAAUCAAUGUGUCUAUGCUGCACACAACUCUGUCAUAGUAGAUGAGUGCAAGGUAACUCUGGCAACCAAUGGAAAGUCAGCUGACUGCAGUGUUGAGGAAGAACCCUGGAAACGUGAAAAAUAAGGAUAUGAUUCUCAGCAAAUUCUUGACUAAGCUCCCCAGCGUACCUUAUGGUAAA
This is a messenger RNA of Marmota flaviventris (yellow-bellied marmot), 1971 nucleotides long. RefSeq names its product solute carrier family 1 member 2 (gene Slc1a2). Gene Ontology annotation, molecular function: L-glutamate transmembrane transporter activity; glutamate:sodium symporter activity; neutral L-amino acid transmembrane transporter activity. Gene Ontology annotation, cellular component: plasma membrane. Gene Ontology annotation, biological process: L-glutamate import across plasma membrane; L-aspartate transmembrane transport. Lineage: Eukaryota; Metazoa; Chordata; Mammalia; Rodentia; Sciuridae. The record is from RefSeq and is a predicted model, not a curated record.